AGCUCGCCAUCUUCUUCUUCUUCUCCGUGGGCUCCAGAUCCAAAUUUUCGCGUCCGGCGAUGAAGGCGCCCGAGAGCCCGGACCGCCUCUCGUGGUCGUCCGGCAUGCCCAGCAUCACCAACUCGCUCACGGCGUGGACGAUGCCCGUCUACGAGAUGGACGGCGACUCGACGUUCGGCGAAACUUCGUCCGGUGGCUUUACGCUCGAGAUCGAGUCACCGCGCCCGAGCCGGGCGCGCUGCUGGCUCGUUACAUGCCUUUGUGCCUGGCUCGUCGUGUGCGGCGGCGCCUCCAUUGCGCUCGUCGUCACGCUGCAGCGCACGCCGUCUGCAUCUGCAGCGCCAACGCCAGCCACCACUAAUGGCGCGACGACGACCAUUCUUUUCGUCCUAAACCAAUGCCAGGACGCCAUCGACAUCUACUACAGCCUGGACGCGAGGGACGACCGUGCCGUGGUCAACGGCAAGGCGAGAAUCACGCUCUCUGGCGAGAGCCCGGCCAACGUCUCGGUGCGUCUUGGUGCGUCGACGAAUGCGACACGGUUCGUGUGGCAGCGUCGCGAGGCGCCGCUCGCGAGCUACAGCAUCACAACGAUCGACGGGUUCAAUUCCGCCAUGUCGGUCAAGCCCAGCAGCGAGCCGGGCGCAUGCGCUGCAGUGACGUGUCUGGCACCGCUGUGCUCGACCACCGCCGUCUCUUGCCUGUCGACGACGUCUCUCGAGAUCACCUUCUGUCCCGUCGUCUCGGCAUAGCGUGCCUUAGUAUUUAGUCUAAUAAUUUAGUUUUUCGCCAUGGA
Saprolegnia parasitica CBS 223.65 is the source of this 796-nucleotide messenger RNA. RefSeq lists its product as hypothetical. Bases 60 to 752 code for a protein of 230 amino acids. The transcript is spliced from 2 exons. NCBI's taxonomy places the organism in Eukaryota, Oomycota, Saprolegniomycetes, Saprolegniales, Saprolegniaceae. The record is from RefSeq and is a predicted model, not a curated record.